AUGGUUCUUGCUUCACACGAGUUACCUCUCAUUUUACGUCUUUGCAGUGAAGUUAAUCCGAAGACCGUUUUUUCUCAUGCAAGAUCUUUACUUUCUCAACCUGUAAUUCUUUCUCUUAUUCAUCGCCUUUCUUUGGAAUUGAAUAAAUAUCCUGAUUUAAAACUCAGGUGGAUGGAAGAAGCUGUAAUAAAACUUAACCCAAAGGACCAUAUAAUUAGAGAACAUUGCGAAAGACUCUUACCUCUAGUAAAACAGCGUCUCGAUCAAUAUUAUCACAAGAUCGCUACUCAAGACCCUAUGAGUCCUAAUUUGAGAAAUAUCUCGCUUUUAAUUCAUGUGGUUAAAAAGAUUACUUGUCAAAUACCAAAAUUGAUGGAAUCACAAAUAAAUUUAGAAAAAUUUAGUAUGAUAUUUUCAUUUGCAGGAUUUUCUCAAUCAAAUGGAUACGCGUCAAUAUAUUCAGCUCUCACGGGUCGAAAGGAUUCACUCACUCAUGCUGAUUUUCGAAAAAUUUAUUGA
Messenger RNA from Diversispora eburnea, 519 nucleotides. Lineage: Eukaryota; Fungi; Glomeromycota; Glomeromycetes; Diversisporales; Diversisporaceae. The record is from the annotation of a GenBank genome assembly.